Molecule: messenger RNA, 978 nt
Organism: Euleptes europaea (tarantolino)
Lineage: Eukaryota; Metazoa; Chordata; Lepidosauria; Squamata; Sphaerodactylidae
Product: olfactory receptor 14I1-like
Exons: 1
Coding region: 13-978 (321 amino acids)
Biological process (GO): G protein-coupled receptor signaling pathway
Cellular component (GO): membrane
Molecular function (GO): olfactory receptor activity; G protein-coupled receptor activity
Source: RefSeq, a predicted model, not a curated record
AUUGAGAGCAAAAUGCCUAAUCUUACCUCCACAUCUGAAUUUCUGCUCCUGGAAUUUUCAGACAUCUGGGAACUACAGAUGUUACAUUUCUUUGUAUUCUUAGCUGUAUACUUGACUGCAGUGACUGGCAAUCUUCUCAUCAUCAUUGCUGUAGCCCUCAACCAUCAUCUGCAUACCCCUAUGUACUUCUUUCUAAUGAAUUUGGCCAUUCUGGAUCUUGGCUCAGUUUCUGCGUUGGUACCCAAAGCUAUGGCCAAUUCCCUCCUGAAGAGCAGGUCCAUUUCUUAUUCAGGCUGUGUUGCUCAAGCAUUCUUUUUCAUCGUAUGUAUAGGGGGAGAUUUUGCCAUCCUGAUAGUAAUGGCACAUGAUCGGUAUGUAGCUAUCUGCAAUCCAUUACAAUAUGAGAUGAUUAUGCAUAAAGGAGCUUGCAUUCAGAUGGCUGUAAGUGCAUGGGUGACCAGUAUACUUUAUGCCACAUUACACACCAGUUGUACCUUUUCCAUCACCUUCUGCUCCAAUAGGAUCAAUCAAUUCUUUUGUGAAGUCCCACAGAUAUUAAAACUUUCCUGCUCAAACCUGUAUCUAGUUGAAGUUGGAGUUAUAAUAUUGAGCUGUAUCAUGGCUGGAGGAUGUUUUAUCUACAUCAUUCUAACUUACAUGAAGAUUUUUGCAACAGUACUUAGAAUGCCUUCAGUGCAUGGUCAGAAAAAAGCCCUCUCUACUUGCAUUCCCCACCUCACUGUGGUGUGUCUGUUUAUAUUUAGUUCAAUCUUUGCCUAUACGAGGCCUCCCGGUAACACUUCUUCUGUGCUGAAUGUAUUUUGUGCUAUGAUUUAUGCUCUGUUGCCUCCACUGAUGAACCCAUUUAUCUAUAGCAUGAGGAACAAAGAAAUCAAGACUGCACUGUUGAAGCUCACCACUUUUGGACUUUCCCCCAAAGCCAGCUCCAACAAAAUUCUUCUAGUAAAAUUGGGUUGA